AUGAAGAGCAUGCUCGUGCUUGCAUCUCUCAGGAGAACGCGCGGCGGCCGCAGCCUGGCCACGAUAAUCUCAUCCUGGGAGUUGCGGUUGGCUGAGACGGCCGACUACCUCCUGAGGGUCGUCCUCGGCGUGGCACCGCGGUCCCAGUGGGGCCCGCUCCGGCUGCCCCCAGCCUCCCGGGACGAACUCGCGGCCUAUCUCAGGGCCGUGGCCGGGGCUCCGGAGGUCGACCCAGAGUCGGAAAUUAGUGAAGAUGACGCCUCGCCGCUGGCGCCGCCCGCUGCGCUUAUGCGCGCGCGGUGCAGGGCGUGCUCGGACGUCAUCGUGGGCCCGUCGGUGGUGUGCGACAUCUGCCUCACCGACGUCCACAGCCACUGCGUGCAGCCUUUGCAGGGGCAUGCAGUCUGCUUCGCCUGCUUCGCGGACCGCGACGUCGCAUACGGUCGUCGGCAGGCCGCCUGGUCCAGCGGCCUCGCAGGGCAGGCUGCGGGUGCCGCCCUCGGCACCGCAGCGACGGGGACGCAGCGCCUGGCUGUGGGCGCUGCCGCGGGAGCGCGCCAGACGUGGGCGGCAGGCACGAUGAUGCCUCUGCCUGCUCAGCCGCAGCUUCCCGACCAGCUGUCCGCAGCAGCUGCUGAGAGGGCUGGCAGGGCGGACGCGCCCGACGCUGGCCAGGACCUGCAGCGCCCGCCAUCCAGCGCGAUGGAUUUGCAGCUGGCGGAGCUGCGAGAGCUGCGCAUGGAGGUGCAGCGCCUCAGCCGCAGGAGCGAGCAGUUGGAGGCAGAGCGGCUCGCCGACCGCGCAUCGGCAGCAGCAGCCGCAGCCCAAGGUGGGGCAUCAACGCCGGGGUAUCGGACCCCAGUGCGCGGGGAUCGGCUGGACCCAGGCACGCCGCCCUCGCAGGCGAGCGGCGGAGCAGAGCGUCGGCCGCGGACCAAGCAGCAGUCGCACCUGGCGGAGUUCAGGUGCCUGGCUUUGAGGCGGCAGCUGGCGCUCAUGGCAUGCUUCAGCCGCUGCUGCCGCCCGGCGGACUGCCGCCUGGGCUGCCUCCGAUCGGCCGGGGGCCCAAUGGAUGGCCAGGCGGGCCUCCAGGCGGACCGCCAGGAGGACACGGAGGUGGUGGCGAUGGAGGAGGUUUCGGAGGACCUCCCGGAGGUGCAGGUGGUUUUGGCGGUGAUCCAGGGCGUGGCGGAUGGGGCCGACGAGCAGCGCCGAGGAGCCGCGUUUGGCUUGGAGACGGUGUUGGCGAAACUGAAAGACGGCGACGUGCCGAAGCUGGUGUUCGUCGCCGGUGCGAACAAGGCGCACGCCUUCGAGGAGUGGGUGCAGCGAGCUUCCAUGAGGCGCUUCGAGUACUACCUCAGCCGGGGCCCGCUCGAGCGCCCGCUCGUGAAGCCGAACGCCGAGUGGUUCGGAGCCGACCGCCAUAGCCUCAGCAUUGAGCUGCGCUUGCGCCCGCUGCUGUUGGACUCGGUUCCCGAGCAGGUGCAGAGCGGCGCGCUGGCCACCCGACAGACUUCGGUGACCGAGCUCCUCUUCGGCAUCAUGGUGGAGGCCGGCCCCGGCACCCUUCGCGACCGGACGCCGGUGCUGAGGGAGGUGGAGCGGCGCGAUAACAAGGCCGCCGCCCUGGCGCUUUGCUACCAGGAGCUGAACUCUUGGAAGUUCUCGCUCACUCGAUUGCAGCGCAUGGCUGCGCCGGAUCCGGUCACGCAGCUGGCGACGUUGCGAGGCAUCGCCACAGGCAUGGCCGAGGCCGAUGCGAAUUUCCGGUACAGGAUGUUCGCGUGGGAGAUGCAGCGCGGCAUCUCGGGCGCCAGCCAGUGUUCGCAGCAGCAGGUGGAGGAGUUCUGGCGGCACCUCGCCGCCGAGGCUCGUGAGCUCUGCGACGCGCCCCAGGGGAAGGGCGUGAUGGCGCUGGCAGCGACGUGGGAGACGAAGGAGGCCAAGGGCGGGGGCAAGCAGGGCAAGCCCGACGCCACGGGCGGCAAGCCCGACGCCCGCGCCAAGGCGAAGGUGAAGGCGAAGGCUAAACCCGCUGCCAAGGCGGCGACUGGAGGUAAGGAAACGUGCCGGUUCUUCGACAGCAAGGCCGGCUGCAAGUUCGGCGCGACUUGCACUCGCCACCACAGGAAGCUCGAGGUGAGCGAGGGCAAGUGCUUUAACUGCGGGGCCGAGGACCAUGACAAGGCAGCGUGCCCGCGGCCGAAGCCCCCAGCGGCCGCUGCCGCUGGAGGUGCGUCGGCAGCAUCGGCUGCCGCAGUUGCGCCCGCGGCUGCGAUGACCGCCGAGGCGCUGCAGCAGGUGGUCAGGGAUGCCGUGGCGGCAAGCCUCUUCCCGAUUUCGGCCGCCGCCGCUGCUGCCGGCCCUGCCUGGCAGGAUGGCUGGGGCCAGCCAUCGGGGACCCCGGGUUCGAGUGCAGCCUCAGCUCAGGCUGCGGCUCCUCCCCCGCAGCAGCAGCAGCAGCAGCCUGCCUUUCGAACGCUCCAGGUGGAUCUGCGCGCGGCUCGCGCGCUCCUUGGAGGCUCAGGCCGUCGCCGGCUGCUGGCCGACACUGGGGCCACGCAUGAGUUGCAGCACUUGUGGCCUAACCAGCGUCCGCCCGUGCCUGGCCGGCGCAUCGACCUCGCGCACGCGACCGGCCAGCAAGCUGGCGUGUUGAUGGGGGCGGACGAGGUGGUGUAUGUCCAUUCCCCCACGGAGUUGCAGGCCCUGUUCCCGAUCGGCGCGUACGUCGCCGAACUCAGCCUCGAUCUUCAGUGGGGUCGGGAUCGAGCCAGCGUGCUGCUGCCAGGCCAGGAUGCGAUCGAGCUGGAGCUCGAGGGUGCCACGGCGUACAUCUACGAGGACGACGCCCAGCGCCUCCGCGCGAUGAGGCAGCAGCUGCGCGCGCGAGCCGGCACUAGGAUGCCGGCGGCGCACUUCGACGUCGUCGUGGCCGCUGUGCAGCGCCUCAGUCGCAUGAGGGCGCACUGGCGGCUGGAUGCGCGGACGCGGCCGGGAGGCCAGCUGUCCGUGGACAUAUCUGGCCCCCAUCCUGCAGGGCUCUGGCCAGGAGCACUGCCGGAGGACCGUCCCAAGAGGGCGCAGUACUUCGUCCUCGGCGCCUACGCGGUUAUGACUGCUUCUGAACGCGCUGCCGCCGCUGGGGCUGAGCAGCGCGCGCGCGAUGCUGCGGGGGCGCCGCCGCUUGCAGCCGCGGGCGCGGGUGAGAGGCCCGCAGAUCAGGGGGGGCAGGCUGCCGCUGCGGCGGCCGGACAGCCGCUGGCUGCGGACGACGCCGUGGCGAUGGUCACGCGGGCUUCGGCGCUGCCAGCGGUGGCCGCAGUGCCCGCGGACGGACCCGUCGAGGAGGAGGGCGUGCAGACGUGGUACAACGUCAUUCCCCUCGCUGGCAAGCACACGGUGGAGGUGCUUGCGGCCCUGCGCCUGAUGAUCGCGCAGGUGGAGCUCGAGUUCCAGGCGCGCGUGGUCUACCGCGUCCACGCUAACCAGGCGCGGGAGCUCUCGGGCCCGAAGGUGAGCGCAGCGCUCGCCACCCAGGGGAUCGUAGUCACAUCGACCCCAGGGCACGAGGCCGAUAACAACCCCCGUGCCGAGAGGGGCAUCGGCAUCAUCAAGCAGAGGGGCAGAGCCAUGCUCAUGACGAUGGGCGCGGCAGACCGCGAGCAGCCGUGGCUGGCUUCGGUCGUGUACGCAGCAGCUCUCCAACCGCGCGAGGCUCAAGGGAAGCCGAUUGGGUGUCCGAUUUUCGGGCAGCCCAUCACCUGCAGGAUCAAGCAGGCGCCGCAGUUCGCGUUCGCGCCUCGGGCUGUGCCCCGGCGUUUUUUCGGCAUCUGCGACUUUGUGUCCGGGGCGUCCCUGGUUGGCCACAAGGUUGCCCAGAACGGCCUCGAGAGGUGGGAGUUCGAGACCUCGUCGAGCUUCGUCGUCGACGUCGUACCUGGAGGUGGAGCCCGGCAGGAGGUCAACGAGCGGGGCGACCAGGAGGAGGAGAAGCACGACGAGGAGGAGCAGGGCAACCAGGAGGAGUCUGAGGACCUGAACCCCCUCCGCAUCUUGGACGAGGCGCCGAGGGAGAUCACGUGCCCCGCCUGCCUGGAAGCACAUCGUGGGCCCACGUGCGACCACAGGUGCCGCCAGGGCCCGUCGACCGAGCGGCCUAAUGACCAUCGGAGGCUGCGGCUUCGUAGCAAGCAGGCGCCAGCUGCCGCUGCUGCCGCCGCCGACUCCGACUCGGACGGCGUGCCGGAUUUCGUCGAAAUCGUCAAGGACAGUGGCAUGCAGCCAGUCUCGAUGACCGAGCUGCGAAAUUCGAUCAGCACCGAGCGUGACGAGUGGAAGCUGGCCAUGGAGGCCGAGCUCGCCUCCUUCGCAGAGAAGGAGGUCUUCGAAGCCCUCACCGAGAGUGAGAAGAUGCAGGUACGAACCAAAGACGUGCUCCUUAUGAAAGGGGGCUGCUGGCAGCAAGGCGCCAGAUGCUUCGGAUCUGGCGCAGCGGAGGCGCAAGAAGUUCCGCGGGGUUGUUUGCGCAACUUCCAGAAGCAGGUGCCGGGUGAGGUCGUCUUCACGAGCAACGUGGAGAUCCUCAGCGUCAGAGCCGCUCUCGCCAUCGCGAGCUCCUGCGGCUGGGCGCUCAAGGCGUUGGACGUGUCCGCGGCCUUUCUGAAUGCGCCUCUCCCGGAGGAUGCUGGGGAGGCCUUGGUGCGCCCGCCGUCGAUCCUCUCCUCGCAUGGGCUCGUUGGGCGCGACGAGGUCUGGAGGGCCAAGAAGGGCAUCUACGGCCUCCGCAUCGCCCUCAGAGCCUGGGGCUCGAAGCGGGACAGGCAGAUGCGGGCGAUGAGGUUCGAGGGCAACGGCGCGCAGUGCAGGUUGGUCCAAUCUCGCUGCGACGCCUGCGUCUGGAACAUCGUGGAGGACGUGCCGACGAAGACCGAGAGCGAGCAGAAGUCGCUGGGCCUGGAGCUGGUCUACGUGGACGACUUCUGGCUCGCCGGCGCGCUCGAGACGAUUAUUGCAGUGGAGGCGGUGAUGAUGGCGACCUGGGCGUGUCGGGUCCAAUCGCUCAUCGACCGUGCGCACCCUGGCACGAUCCGGUACCUUGGGCUUGAGGUGGGGGCGAGGGCCGACGGGGCGUUCGUGGCCCAUCAGGCCGCCUACCUGGAGGAUAUUCUGGCCGGGUGGCAGAUGACGAAUGCCAAUGCGUGCGGCACCAUCUCCAUCGAGCCGCUGGGGGAGGAGCUGGACGCAGAGCCCGAGCUCUGCGACGUGCGCCUCGCCCAGAAGCUGGGUGGCGAGUUGCCGUGGCUGUCGGGCCGCGCCCGCCCUGACAUCGCCUUCGCUGUCAGCCGGAUGUCAGCGCAUGCGACUACAGCACCUCGGUGGGCACUGCGCCUUGGCAAGCGCAUCAUGCGGUACCUCCUGGGCACGCGCCGCCAUGGGCUGUUCUUCCAGGCGGUGCGCGGCGACGGGAACGGGCUCGAGCUGCGCGCCUUCGCCGACGCCAGCUUCGAAACCGAGUACUCCCAGACCGGCGUCGCAGUGUACCUGGGGGAGUGCCUCAUCGACUGGCGAUCCGUCAAACAGGCGCAGGUGGCGAGAUCUACGGCGGAGGCCGAGAUUACGGCCCUGGCGAUGGGCCUGGUCAUGCUGGAGGGCGCGGAGGCGAGCCUCGCGAGCAU
Messenger RNA from Prorocentrum cordatum, 5681 nucleotides. The record is from the annotation of a GenBank genome assembly. NCBI's taxonomy places the organism in Eukaryota, Dinophyceae, Prorocentrales, Prorocentraceae.